AUGAAAUUUAUAUACCACUUGUACAGCACCCCUCGGAAGGUCUAUAUCCCAUCAUUUCGAGAGCUUCUGACUGGGAAGAUUCGAUGUAAUAAGACAAUCCAAAAGCAAGCUCAGAGGAAAACUGAGCUUCAAGAGAGAAUUCUCGUGAGCAUCACUCCUGUUAAGAAUCCUAACCCAGUAGCCAUGAUGGUUGUGGAAAAGUAUAAGAACAUAAAGAAAAGGGAAAAGCAGCCAAUGACUGUGGAAAGAGGAGCUAAAUCUCUUUCUAAAUUUCUUGGCAUAUACCGUACAGGAAUGGCAUCUAUGCUACAAGGUUACCGCGAAGUGACCACUGACGAGAAUUUCAAGUUUGAUGAUGGGACUACAGUCAAGGAGAGAAUGGACAGGUUCGAGAGCAGGAUGAAAUAGGUCAAAAGGAACAUAUUCAGACUUAUACUUCAACCUUUAG
Molecule: messenger RNA, 448 nt
Organism: Moneuplotes crassus
Lineage: Eukaryota; Ciliophora; Spirotrichea; Euplotida; Euplotidae
Source: the annotation of a GenBank genome assembly